AUGUCCACCACGACUGCCGAUGCCUGGCCGCAAUCAGGGGAGGCCCCUUCUGCUCUUCCACAAUACGACUUUGCUGCCCCCCCCUCUCGCGUCGACUUCUUUCUCGACCUCCUCGUUCGCUUCGCCAUCGACGGGGUGCAGCGCGCGAUCACGGCCCCGGCGGAGCGGCUGAAGGUGCUCACCACCGUGGAAGGGGAGCUCCAACGUCAGGGCCGGCUGCCCGCCUCGCACGGGUUUGAAGGCGUCUUCGGCUGCGUUCGACGGGUGUGGCGGCGGGAAGGUGGGCGGGGGUUCUUCCGCGGGGUCGGGGUCGACCUCGUGCUCUCCCUCCCCGCCGGGUUUGUGGAUUCGCUGAGCAUGAGCCUCGUCUCCAGGGUCGUCCAGGCGGUCGUGCCCGCGUCCCUGUCGGAUACGAUCGGCCUCCCGGCCGCACUGGCGAUCACGAUGGGCGCGACCGCCCUCGCCGUGGUGGUGGCCUCCCCCUACUUCGCGCUGCGUCGGAGUAUUAUGACGAACUUCAUGGCCGACAUCGUCGCCCCACCCCCUUCCCGCGCGGAGGCCGAGGCCGCCGUGAAACCAAACCGCCCCCUCGAAGUCGACGAACCCACAACGGAGGCGGCGGCGAAGGAGGCGAAGGAGAAGGCGAACCGUUCGAUAGAGCCGGAAUGCUACCUCUACGGCUCCGCCACCGAGGCGACGCAGAGUAUUUACCAUCGACAAGGCCUCCGCGCGUUCUACCGGGGGGCCCUUGUUGAUCCCAUUCUUGUUAUGGUUUACCGCGGGCUCUACAUCGGGGCCUCGCUGCUGAUCCCUUCGCAUCUGCAGGAGGAUCAUCCGUACAGCAUCGUUGCGGGUCUCUCGCUUGUAUCUGACGUCCUCAUGCAACCCCUCGAGGUGGUGGGUCGGCGCUUGAUUCUAACCGCCUCUGACGACACGCACCCCCCGUACAAUGGAAUAAUCGACUGCGCGAAAUCCAUUGUGCGUGAAGAAGGCGCGACCGGUCUUUGGAGGGGACUACGGUGUCGGGUUGCGAUCAAUGCCGUGGGAUUGGUUAUUCGGGUGAUAUUAGGAAAUUUGUAUGUACAUGAGUAG
Phytomonas sp. EM1 is the source of this 1092-nucleotide messenger RNA. The record is from the annotation of a GenBank genome assembly. NCBI's taxonomy places the organism in Eukaryota, Euglenozoa, Kinetoplastea, Trypanosomatida, Trypanosomatidae.